ACAAAUCUGUCGCAAGAAACGAGGAGAAAAGAGCUGUAUGAUGAAAACACACGGAGAGCCUGAGUCUCACGUCAGGUAGUCCAAGUUUGCUUUGACAAACACUCUAGAAAGGUUCAGUUGAAAUUUCAUUUACGAUGAUAAUUUAUAUUGCUGUAAUUUUAAACAGCGCGUUUCAAUGAAACGCACUGUUCAGUCUUUUAACGAAAACAUUCAAAGAUUAAGUGUAUGUUUUUGAGUACAUAAAUCAUUUGUUAGAGGCGAUCAAUAGUACAUGGGCACAUGUUUUCUUGAAGCAAUCAAAUUUGACUUGUCCAAGUUUAAGAAAGCGGCAAAACUAGCGCAAUGAAUAUUUUCUUAGUGUUCAGUUAUUUUUUCUGCUUUUAGUUGUUGCCUCUUCGUAAGGAAAUAUUCCCUAACUUUGUUCAUUCCCAUAUUUCCUCUUAGGGAGUCUUUCAAUUGCCCACAUUUCCAGCGGAACACUUGUCUGAUUCACUUCGCAUGCUGCAGUGAGUGGUAUCCUUGCCACAAAUGCCACAAUGACGCCUUGAAAAAGCAAGAGAAUGACAAACCAAAAGUGGAUAAUUCAAAAUAUAAUUUCGGGGAGAGUGAUAUAGUAGAGGAAGGAGACGAUUUGGGAGAAGGCAGUUCAAAUGCCACUGGAAUUAGCUAUGAGCUCGAAGGUAUAAGUUUACUUAAAGACUGUAUAACAGUUUUGAACCUUACUCGUUUUUUUUCGGAUAACUUAUUUAAUAUCUCACUUCUUUUGUCGACUAUAGCUACUCCAUGUAGUGUUCCAUUUGAUGAUACCAAAAUGGAAUUAAGAGCUAAAACUUCAGAUGCACCCAAUGGCGAAAACCCCGAAACAGCCACCGACUACGAAUCCUUGCAAAAUGGGAACGACAGGGUUUUGUCAGGAAUGGCAGAAUAUUCAGUGAGCAGAGAAAACAAACAAACUCAACAAAACACCACUCCUUGGGGAGUAAAAGGAAAGGUAAAUUUGAAUAAUUGAAUGCCAUUUAAAGGAGCUAUUAAGUUACUUGGAACAACCUAUCUGCAUAAUUGGACGCGUAUAACUUAACACUUGGUUAUAUACUUCUGAAAUUAUGAAUAGAUUAACACAAUACAUGCUCAAGAUUGAUGUUGAAGGGCGUCUCCCCGAUUCUUUAUGGCUAGGGGCUAAAUCUGAACUGGAGUGGCAGUUUUUACGUAUGAGCAAGAAUGUGAAUGUAUCUUGCUUAUUUCACCGGUGUUUAUGGUAAAGUUUACUUUCAUGGUUAAUUGUUUCAAAAAUUCUCAAAUUUUUAUGGUGUUCUUUCCCUCCUCCCCACUUCUUAAUGUCCCCCGGCCCCCUCCCCGAAAAUAAAUGGCUAUAAUCUCUUUACCUUCAGAUAUCCUAGGCUGCACAUCCAAGCUUAAGAAAUCAAAAUGUCCCACCACUAGGAAUGAGUUUGACUAAUCAACACUUGGUCAGCACGGUUGUUAAAUUAGUUUACUGGUAAUGCUCUAAGUAUAAUCAUGUUCUUAUUUCUUACAUAACAUGAAGGGAAAUGCAGAGGGAACUUCGUUUAACAUAGAGGAAAACUUGUCACAACUCAAUGGAGAAACAAGCAUUUCCAGUGCGAUAUCUUCUGGCCAAGCAGCAGAAGGUGCCAGAGAACACGAAGGUUUAUAAAUAACCUUAAAUAGAGGUUGACUCCUUUCAUUCCCUCGUGACUCCUGUUUUCAAAUAAACUUAGAGCACAUUUUGAUAUAUUAUUGGGAAAAUUUGACCUCAGAUAGGUGAAAAAUUUCUAACUUUGGGGAUUGAAUAUUAUAAGUAUAUCCACAUUAGGUAUAUCUAUUAUAACAGAACUGUUGAGAUGUACUCUGAAUCUUCAGAUUAAGUGUACUUUCAACUCACAAAACAAAUGAACAAACAAGAAAGCCAAAAAAAAUUAUAAAUAACAAGGCAAAACAGACAAAACAAAUCAAGAAACUGAUACUAGUCUGAUACUGGAGUCAGUGAUACACUUGUUUUUAUAAGUUCACCGUGUACUCUAGUGUCAUGAUUUAUUGCACAGUACAGACUGCUCUGUCAUUGUAUAUUUGAUAUCUUAAGACAAUCAUAUAAUAAAAUACUUAGGUUUAAAAGAUGAAGCAUCGACUGGUGACAUAGAGGAGGAAAAUCUAAACACCACCAAUGGAUCAUCAAAUCAAUUGAAGAAUAAUGAAGAGAUGCGCGUCAGAAAAAGUAUGAUGCAAGGAAAUGAUGAAGAUAAUUUACAACUCUCAUCGGUCACUAUAAAGGAGCAUGUGCUAGUUACAUCACGAGACGGAGGUCGCCUAAAGUGUACAGCAUGUGACCACAUACAGUCAAAGGUGAUCUCUGUAAUCAAGCAAUUUAUCCCCUCUUGUUACGGCCCUUUUUUAUUUUUGUGAAAAUUAUCAGGCCAUCAACUUUACUAGAUUUUCACUUUGACACUGUAAAAUUAUUUGUUCUGGUUGUUUGCUUUAUCUAAGGUAUUGAUACCAACACAAUUUUUCUUACAGUUUUGUCAGAAGUGUGAAAAUGGGUCGUGCGGGAAAACAUUUUCCAGUUACUUCUGUCCAGAAUGUAAACUUUUGAUCGAAAGUAAUGGAAGUGCUAAACUAGACCCUUACCACUGUGGUCCGUGCGGGGUAUGCAGGUAAUUAAAUUUACCCAAUUCUCUUUUGAUAUUUAUUUCCAUCAAUCAGAUUUUCGUUUGUACGGAUACGUAUAGAAAUAUCCACCACCAUCGUAACAUUAUUGUACCCCUCUUCCUGUCUUCUAUGUUGUCUUCAUCCCUUCUCUGUCUUCUUUUCAUGUUGAAUGACUUGCUCUCCUCUUUUGUCCUUAUCUUCCUUUUACUUGCCUUUUUUAUAUUUUUUGUUGUGAGUCUUUUUGUCGUUGUUGCUUUUGGCACCAGUCCUUCUUGUUGGUCCUCGUUAGGUCUUCUUCACUCCUUCCUUCCUCUUCUCUUUCUUUUCCAACUAUCUUCACUAGAUUAUUUUUCACCAACAUCUUCAUCAUGGUUACAACCAUUGCUAACACCCUUUAUCACUAUCAUCUUCAUUAUCAUCAUCAUCUUCGCAGAUGUUGUCACGUCAUCUUUAGUCUCAUCUCCCUUUAACUGCUCUUCCAUUGCUAGCAUAAUCUUUUUCUAUGCUCAAUGACGCCUUGUCAUUUAACUUAUUGUUAAAGGACGAUGCAUCCCUUGAAUUAGUCACUAUCUCUGUUUCCAAUCUUUGAAGGUUAAACAAGGAAGAAAACUUCCAUUGCAACACGUGUAAUGUUUGUAUGCCACUGUCUCUGAAGGAUCAUAAGUGUUUUGACAAUAGAGGUCACGAUCCUUGUGCAAUAUGCUUGGAGGUAGGUGACAUUUCUUUUAAUACAAUCGCUUAUUUGCGAAAACUUGGAAUAUUGUUUAAGUGAUUGAUUGACCGUUUGGAUAAAUUUUUCUUAAAUUUCCACUUUGACUCCAAGGAUAACCUUAAACAAAAUUCAGGUAAUUGAAAGUCUAUUGCAUUCAGAGGGGCUAUCAUUUCAUAAAAACUAUUAUGAAUUCAUAUCCUCAACUAAUGAUCUGAAUGAUACACCCAUUUUGAUUGCUUCUUACUUGUAUGGUGUAUUGGAGUACAGGCGCAUAAAUGACAUCACCACCAACAACUUUUUGCUUCUUUAUGGCAUAAAAAAUAUAGAUUCUAUUUUACUGUGGGUCUUUUUAAUAAUAAAACAAAUGUUUUUAACAUAUUUUAACAUCAUCUGUGAUCUAUCCUGACUCAAUGCCAACUUUCUUGGUGUUUGUAUGUAUUGAAGUUCUUCUUCCUGUUCUCACGAAAAUUAUAAACUUGUCCCUAAAGUCAGGCAUGUUUGCAGAUAAUUGGAAAUCCACUGUUAAAAUUACCUGGGUUGGAUCUGGUUCUUAAGAAUUAUAAACCUGUCAUCAAUGUACAGUAUGUUUCUAAAUUAACCAAAAGAGCUAUCUUCAAUCAUGGUACAUGAACAUAUGGUAGUAAAUGGUACCCACCCCGUGUUCCAAUCUGCUUUCAAACAAGACCACAGCACGGAAACUGAUAUGCUGCUAACUUGCAAUGAACUCACAACAUAUUACAUUACUGGUAUUACUCGACCUAAGUGCAGCCUUUGACACUGUUAAUCACAAUGUACUACUGCAAGGACUUUAUGCUGAUAUGGGUAUCUGAGGAGAGGCCCCUCACAAUCCUUUAUCCAAUGGCGCCUUGUUACUGCAGCCGCCUUAAGAGAAGAUGUUUUCUGCGGUUGGUGCUAGAUCCCUUUAUGUCGUUUCACCAUCUUUGUGGAAUAGUUUGCCCGCUGAAUUGCGUGCUAUCCCAUUGUCGACAAUUUUUAAACGCAAUCUUAAGAUCUACCUUUCUGGUCAGGUUUUUCUUUAACCGUUUUAGACCAAAAAUUUUAUUUAUUAAGUUUUUAUGAAUAUAUUAUUUAAUCUGAUUUGUUUUAUUUUAAAUCUCAUCUGCAUUUUACAUGGUAUACUCAGAUUGUUGUGGAAUAGUUUCAUAGGUGAAUCGUUGUAAAGCGCUACUAAUCUUUUCUAUGUAAAUAGCGAAUAAUCAAAGUAUUAUUAUUAUUAGUAGUAGUAGUAGUAGUAUCAUCGAUGAACAAACGCACGGUAACUUAGAAUUUAUUCGUUAAAUGAAUAUAGAUAUAUUUAGAUUAGAUUCAGUUUGUAAAUCGUCUAACUAAAUCUAACAAGAAUAUUUGCCCACUCCGUUGUGGAUAUUUUUUAAUUUUAACUCGAGUUUUGUUUUGUUCCUCCCAGGAAGUUUUUUCAGGAGCAGUUAUUCUUCCUUGUUUUCAUAUGAUACAUGAGGAUUGUGGUGUAAAGCUUAUUCUCUCAGGAAGGUAGGAAAAGAUCGGGUUUUUUCCCAGGGCGAAACAAUCUACCGGCAUCAUGAUGUUAGUAAAUCUGUUUACUUUAAGAAAACAGCUGCCUGUUAAGUCAAUUGCGUUUAUAAUGAAUAGUAUCGAAACACACUUGGGUCUGUAUAAUAUGUUCCAUCUUACUAUCUCGACCGAUACUUGCGAAUUCAUUGUAUUGAUACCGCUACAAUACAUCUUAAUCAUCAGCAUUUUAUUUCGCAAAAGAAAGAAAAGUGGUAUAUAGGAUUGCUAUAUAGCAACCUUGUAGCAGACAAAUCCAUCAUAAACAAGAGAGCUAUAAUGCUCGAUAUAUUAUGCAUAAGAUUUUGAUGGGAAAAACUACAAACAAUCUGAGUUAAAUAACUUUUGUUUUCUCAUUUUCUGAGUUUAUUGAUUACUGAUCUGCAUGAAAAACGCGUAGUUGAAUGACUGUGAUAACUCAGACGAUCUGUUAAUCAUUACGCGCUCUGAUUUUUGUGAGCUCUCUUGACCCAAGAUAUAGAGCAAAACGGUUGGAUGACUGACGUGACAUGCUUUUCGAUUUCAGUUACACAUGCCCCAUGUGUCGUGGGGCCAUCAUGAAAAAUGAAGAAGAACCUGAGGCAAAUAUAGAACAAUCCGAAACAGGCGAUGACACUGCUUCCAGUGAAGGACUGAUUUCCAGAUUUAAAAGUGUAGUAUGCCUGAAUUUUUAUACGCUGUAUAAGAAAAUAGUUGGGCCCCCUCUUAGUAACAAUGUAAUUGAAAUGAACACCAUGUCGGCGUGAUUGUAAAUAAGCUCUUCGUGCUCCUCAUCUAGUUAACCAUUGCCAAACUAAAUGACUUGUCUAGUAGAGAGUCCAUUAAGAAUGAAAUCUC
Pocillopora meandrina is the source of this 5758-nucleotide messenger RNA. NCBI's taxonomy places the organism in Eukaryota, Metazoa, Cnidaria, Anthozoa, Scleractinia, Pocilloporidae. The record is from the annotation of a GenBank genome assembly.